Messenger RNA from Didymodactylos carnosus, 402 nucleotides. The record is from the annotation of a GenBank genome assembly. Lineage: Eukaryota; Metazoa; Rotifera; Eurotatoria; Philodinida; Philodinidae.
AUGCUUUAUCACUUCGAGAAAGGUCACACUGCCGCUGAAGCAUUUCGCGAUCUCAACAAACUCUUCGGUGAAGGAACAAUCGGUGAAAGACAAGUCCGAAGAUGGUUCAAUCGUUUCAAAUCCGGCAAUACAAGCUUAGAAGAUGAGGAAGGAAGAGAUCGUCCGUCUGAUUUUGAUAAUCAAGCUCUUUUGCAAGCGGUAGAAGAAGACGAAAGUUUGACGACACGGAUGUUGGCCGAGCAAUUCGACGUCGCCCAGUCCACCAUUGUUAGGCGACUCAAAAAGCUCGGAAAAGUAUGGACAUUGGUUGGAUGGGUCCCACACGAACUCUCCAAUGAUAACAAGGCCGAGCGAGUCCAUCUCUCCAAAUCCACUUCUCCAGUUCUUUGUCAUCGGCGAUGA